AAACAAUUGAUAAAUUUGAUAAGCUCUCAAAUUCUUCAUGGAGAUAUACACAAAAGCCAUUCCCAUUGAGAUUUGAAACAACAAAGAAAAGGUUGUUUAUAUUACAAACCAAUUUUACAAUUCCUUGAGCGAAAAAAGCAUGGAUGAUACAUACAUAGGGGAAGGCUCAAGGCAUGGGCAAGGCAUGGAAUUUGUACCAUUUCAAACAUGUCAAGAACCAUUAGAAGUCCUAUUACUACACGGGCAUUUAGACAUUAUGGUUAUUGAAGCAAAUAACCUUCCAAACAUGGAUCAACUUCAUAGAACAAUGUCUGGUUUAUUUGGUGGUAUUGCAAAGCUUAAAUCCCAUGGAACAAGUGAUCCUUAUGUCAAUGUUUCCAUUUCCGGUGCAAUUCUAGCUCGAACAUUCGUGUUACAAGAUAACGAAAACCCUGUUUGGAAACAACAUUUCUUCGUACCAGUUGCACAUAGAGCUGCAGAAGUACACUUUGUAGUUAAAGAUGAUGAUGUUGUAGGGUCCGAAAUUAUUGGGGCAGUCGGAAUUCCUGUUAAAAGACUAUUUUUCGGUGAAAAAAUUGAAGGGGUUUUCCCUAUUAUGAAAGGAAAAGGGGGUGGGCCUGAAUAUAAUGGGGUACCUUGGACAUAUUUUCCCCUUAGGAAAGGAAAUAAAGUUACCCUUUAUCAAGAUGCACAUUUUGAGGAUGAUCAACUUCCUAAUAUUAGGCUUGAAUAUGGGAUGGAUUUUGUUCAUGGAAGAUGUUGGAAUGAUAUUUAUGAUGCUAUUUUGAAUGCUCGGCAUUUGAUAUAUAUAACAGGAUGGUCUGUGGUUCAUCUUGUUAGACUUGUUCGGGAUGACCCUAAUCAUGCUGGUGUUACCCUUGGAGCUCUUCUUAAAGCUAAGGCACAAGAGGGUGUUCGUGUUUUGUUGCUUAUUUGGGAUGAUCCUACUUCUAGGAAGAUUUUUACUCACACCACUGAAGGCAUGCUAGCCACAGAUGAUGAAGUGACAUACAAAUUCUUCAAGGGUUCAUCUGUUCAUGUUGUGCUUUGUCCUAGAUCUGGUGGAAAAGGACAUAGUUUACUUGGAAAACAGGAAGCAGGAGCAAUUUAUACUCAUCAUCAAAAAACAGUUAUUUUGGAUGCUGAUGCAGGUCAACAUAAAAGAAAGCUAAUUGCUUUUAUAGGAGGGCUUGACCUUUGCAAAGGGCGUUACGAUACUCCAGAGCAUUCUCUUUUCAGAACGUUACAAACUGUACACAAGGAUGAUUAUCAUAAUCCCAACUUUGUUGGUCCUACCACCGGAUGCCCAAGGGAACCAUGGCAUGAUCUACAUUGUCAAGUAGACGGUCCAGCAACAUACGACAUCCUAACCAACUUUGAAGAGCGUUGGUUGAAGUCUUCACGUCGUGGGUUUAAGAAAAUCAAAAGAACUUAUGACGAUCAUCUUCUUCGCAUUGAUAAGAUUCCGAGUUUUAUUAAAAAGCAGGAUGUCGAGAACAUUCCUUAUGAUGAGGAUGAUAUGGAGAGAUGGCACGUUCAACUCUUUCGUUCAAUAGACUCGAAUUCCGUGAAAGGUUUUCCUAAGGAUCCGAGAGAUGGCACACGUUGGAACCUUUUCUGUGGGAAAAAUGUACUAAUAGACAUGAGUAUACACACAGCUUAUGUACAUGCCAUUCGAUCUGCUCAGCGUUUCAUUUAUAUUGAGAAUCAAUAUUUUCUUGGCUCCUCUUAUAAUUGGGACUCCCACAAGGACUUGGGAGCAAACAAUUUGAUCCCAGUGGAAAUAGCUCUUAAGAUUGCUGAGAAGAUAAAAGCAGAUGAAAGAUUUACUGCCUAUAUUGUUCUUCCAAUGUGGCCAGAGGGUGAUCCAAAAAGCCUUGCCAUGCAGAGAAUCCUCUAUUGGCAGUACAAGACAAUGCAAAUGAUGUAUAAAAUAAUUUACAAGGCAUUGGAGGAGAAAGGUGUAGAGAACAAUUAUGAACCUCAAGACUUCCUAAAUUUCUUCUGUUUAGGAAACCGUGAGUUAGAUGAAAAUUCAUAUAGUGUUCCAAGCGGAAGUGUGAAUUCAGCACAAGCCUUGCUAAAAAGAAGUCGUCGAUUUAUGAUCUAUGUUCAUUCAAAAGGGAUGAUAGUUGAUGAUGAGUUUCUAUUAAUGGGUUCUGCUAACAUCAACCAAAGAUCUAUGGAAGGAACUCGAGACACUGAAAUUGCUGUGGGUGCUUAUCAGCCUCAUUAUACAUGGGGUAGCAAAAAUGCUAGACCACAUGGACAGAUAUAUGGAUACAGAAUGUCGCUUUGGGCGGAGCACUUGGGAACGAUUGAAGGUUGUUUUAUGUAUCCAGAAAGUUUAGAGUGUGUGAGACGAGUAAGAAUAAUGGGAGAACAAAAUUGGAGACAAUUUGCAGCAGAAGAAGUAACAGAAAUGAAAAGCCACCUUCUUAAGUACCCUUUGAAAGUUGAUAGAUGGGGAAGAGUUGGACCUCUUCAGGGUUAUGAGAAGUUCCCAGAUUUAGGUGGGAAGGUUAUGGGCACUUUUUCUGGAAUUCAGGAGAAUCUUACUAUAUGAUCCCAAAAGCUUUUGUUGCACAACAUUAGAUGAUAACUUAGUCCAAGGAGAGUUUAUUAAAAGAGCUCUCACAUAAAAUAGUUAAUGUGGGCAAACUCAAAUAAUACUAGCAUUAAUAUUUUAUUAUAUAUUUACAUUUUUGAAACUGUUUCUUUAGGAAUCAUGCUCAUGUGUGAUAUUAGUUGUUAGUGUAGUACAUGUACAAGUUCUUACUUCUUUUGUAUAAAAUCAUUGGAAAUUUUCUCAUUAGAGAGGUACCAAUGUACCA
Amaranthus tricolor (Joseph's coat) is the source of this 2834-nucleotide messenger RNA. Its product is annotated as phospholipase D gamma 1-like. Gene Ontology annotation, molecular function: D-type glycerophospholipase activity; calcium ion binding. NCBI's taxonomy places the organism in Eukaryota, Viridiplantae, Streptophyta, Magnoliopsida, Caryophyllales, Amaranthaceae. Bases 140 to 2566 code for a protein of 808 amino acids. The record is from RefSeq and is a predicted model, not a curated record. Gene Ontology annotation, cellular component: plasma membrane. The transcript has 11 exons. Gene Ontology annotation, biological process: phospholipid catabolic process; phosphatidylcholine metabolic process.